Molecule: messenger RNA, 1137 nt
Organism: Tetrahymena thermophila SB210
Lineage: Eukaryota; Ciliophora; Oligohymenophorea; Hymenostomatida; Tetrahymenidae
Exons: 1
Molecular function (GO): protein binding
Source: RefSeq, a predicted model, not a curated record
AUGAAAACAAUAUCAUAAGAAGAAGCUAAUAGUUAGUUAAAUAAACCAGCUAAACUCGUUAAAAAGUUCAAAAAAAUAUGGAAGUACAAAAUUAACUUUUAUUGUAAAAAACACAACUAAAAAUUCACUUUGAGGUGUUAUUUAUGCAAAAAAAAAAUAUGCAACAGUUGUGAAAAAAAAGGAAUAGAAGAUAAUCAUAUAUUUAAAGGUAUCUUUAGUGGAAAUGAUACAGAUUCAACCUUUACCUUUGAGAAAUAUUUUGAGCUUAAUAAUUAAUACUGCAAAUCUAAUGUGGUAUCAUAUGUAGAUUAACAGACUAAGAGGUUGAUGUUAUUGUUUUGUAGUAACUAUUUCUUAAAUGACUUUGAUUUGGAAGCUAAAUGUGUUAAGAGGUAGAUUUUAAUGGUAGAAAACUCUUAUCGUAUGAAGACGAUAAAAAAUGUAUAAUUACUGAUUUGGCAUAAUUAUACUAUUCGCAUGUUUGAUAUUAACUUUAUGGCUUAAAGAUAAAUAGGAAAAUUGGAAUUUAUUGUUCAUGAUAUCGAAUAUUUUGAGAAUAGGUAAAUUUUGGUUGUUGCCAGUGAAGGCGGAGGAGUAUAUCUAAUGAACAUGAAACUCAGGAUUGUUAGAAAAAUUAAAAAUAGUGAACAUCUUUUCUUUUUUGAAAUUGACAAAUUAAGUCAAGAACACCUGCUUUGUUCAACAAUAUAGCCUACAAUACAAAUAAUUUAUAUUCAUAAAAUAAAUGUUAUUACAGGCAUAACAGACGAGCUUUUCAAAAAAACACCUGAUCAUAGAAAUCGUUAGAGAUUAAACUUUUUGCUUACUAUGCGUGAUUGCAAAAAGAAUUACAGAAGAAUUGGUGAAAAAGCCUUAGAUUAUGUCAACACAUAUUAUAGAAACUCAUACAUUUCUAAGUUAGUAGAUAACUAAUUUAUAAUACUUAUCAAUUUUCAUAUGAGAAGAUUGAUAAUUUGUGAUUUAUUAAAGGAAGAAGUAGUUCAAAUAAUAUCACUCCCUAAAAAUAGUGUUAUGUACUAUUACAUAUACAUCACCAAUGACUAUAUUGUGAUACCUGCUAAUGAUUUUUUAAUUUACAAAAGAAAAUUUGUACAAAAUCAAGUCUCAGUAAAUUGA